Messenger RNA from Liolophura sinensis, 3624 nucleotides. RefSeq names its product putative extracellular sulfatase Sulf-1 homolog. Lineage: Eukaryota; Metazoa; Mollusca; Polyplacophora; Chitonida; Chitonidae. Gene Ontology annotation, molecular function: N-acetylglucosamine-6-sulfatase activity; glycosaminoglycan binding. The record is from RefSeq and is a predicted model, not a curated record.
AGACACAACUUCCCAUGAUCAUUUUUUUCUUUCCCCUGUUUCCCGUUACGUUUUCACGCAACAGAGAGGGUCACUGGCUACACAAAGCCUUCACAAGCGGAGAAGGCUGUUAGAGGAAUUGGUGCUACUGUAAAACUUGGCAUUUGAACAGACGUUUUAGACUGCAGACGUCCAGUUUGGAUUUAAUUUGUAAUCAUCCGUCCAGACAAACGAACAGACACCCAGGCGGACAGCGAUCAUUGAUCCAUUUGUGGAGCCCUCGAUUACUGUCCAUGUGUCCAUGAACUUAACAGCACCAUGGAAGAGUGAUGAAGAAAAAAUGAUGAAGAUAAACCUGUGGCUGUGAGCAGUGUGAAUGUGAAUGCGAAGAAGCAGUAGUUUGACUGGAACUUGUAUUUCAUGAUGAAUUUUGAGCGUUUCACAUCGUGGAUUGUUCUUGUGACACUAGCCGGUGCAAUCUACGAUGGAGCGGAGUCGAGAUCUCGGUACAAACACAAAGACGAGAGCAAAGCCAGACUUUCGUAUCGUAGGGUACGGAAACAGCAUAAUCCAAAAAGUGUGAAACCAAACAUUAUUGUGGUGAUGACGGAUGACCAAGAUGAAAUAUUAGGAUCUGUUAACACCAUGACAAAAAUGUUACGAAUCCUGGGUGAUAACGGGGCUCGCUGCGUCAACUCGUUUGUGACGACGCCCAUGUGCUGUCCGUCCCGAAGCUCCUUCCUGACCGGCAUGUACCCUCAUAACCACAAUGUCUACACCAACAACCUCAACUGCUCCUCUAUCCUCUGGCAACACCACGAGACAAAGAACUUUGCUACUUACCUCAGCAAUGUGGGCUACAGAACAGGCUACUUUGGUAAAUAUUUAAACGAGUAUAAUGGGAGCUAUAUACCACCCGGCUGGCGAGAAUGGGUGGGACUGGUCAAAAAUUCACGAUUUUAUAAUUAUACGAUAAACUUUAACGGUAAAACCAUCAAACAUUACGACAAUUAUUACAAGGACUACUUCACCGAUCUGAUAGCGAAUGACAGCGUGACAUUCCUCAAGCAGAGUAAGCAGUACUUCCCGAACAGACCAGUUAUGAUGGUUCUGAGUGUACCGGCCCCCCAUGGACCAGAAGAUGCAGCCCCGCAGUACCAGCAUAUGUUUUUUAAUAACACAGACCAUAGAACUCCGAGCUGGAAUUACGCCCCCAAUGAUGACAAGCAGUGGUUACUGAAACUCACGGGCAAAAUGGAGCCAAUCCAUCAGAAAUUUACAGAUGUUUUACAACAGAAACGGCUACAGACCCUACAGUCGGUGGAUGACCUGGUGGAAAAGAUUCACAGAGAGCUGAAAAGCCUGGGAGAGCUAGACAACAGUUACAUUAUGUUCACCUCCGACCAUGGCUAUCACUUGGGCCAGUUUGGACUGGUCAAGGGGAAGGCUAUGCCCUAUGACUUUGAUGUCAGGGUGCCACUGUUCAUCCGCGGGCCUGGUGUACCCCCAGGGACUAAAUUGAAAAACCUGGUUGCCAAUAUUGACCUGGCUCCGACGAUUUUGGACAUGGCUGGGGUGGAAAUCCCUGACCACAUGGACGGAAAGUCCAUCCUCAAACUAUUGACCAAACCAGAAGCCCCCAGAAAUGGGUUCAAGCUGAAUCGUUUUAAGAAGGGCUGGAGAGACAGUGUCCUUUUGACCAGAGGGAAAGUCACAAGAAAGAAGCUGUUGGGUAUCAUUAAAGCGGAAAAGAGGCGAAUUUUCAGUAGACUGUCAGAGUUUGAUGUUGAGAAUUCCAACCUUCAGAAUAUUUUGUCCCCGCGAGAGUUUAAGCUGGUGAAGAUGUGUCAACAAGAUCAGUAUCGUCCGCCGUGUAAGCCACUCCAGGAAUUCGAGUGUAGGACGUUAGAGUCAGGAGAUUUGCACCUGUCCAGGUGUGGUGAGAGUACAGAGAACAGGAAGUUGAGAAUCCAGAGUGACACCUGUAUUUGCCCUGAGUUCAGCAACAUGACGGAGCCACUUGACGGCCCAGGCAUUCUCCACAACUCAGAUAUUCGUGCUAAUUUAAUUCGGAAAAGGCGGUCGCUGAUACAUCACAAUUUCAACUCUGCCCAGAUUCCGUUCCGUGAAACCCGUCUCACAGCGCCCCCUGUAGGACUAGAGGGUUACAUGGAAAAAUGUAGAGUUUUGCCAAACAACAGUGUACAGUGUGAGCGGGAGCUGUACAGAAGUGUGGUAGCCUGGAAGGACCAUAAAGACAGAGUGGAUGAGAUGAUACAGUUUUACAAACAGAAGCUUGAGAAUCUCAAGGGAAUUCGGAAACAUUUGAAGAAAAAACGUCCGGCAAAAGAAUUUUCAGUCCACCAUCUGGAUGAUAUGUUGGACGAGCCAACCAGGGAGAUGGCAUUGACCAAUCAGAAUGAAGAUGGAGAAUGCCAGUGUUUCAAGAGGGAAGGGGAAGAUGAGGAAUUUGAGGAGCACGAGGUCGAGUACGGCGUUCCUGGGGUAGAUGAUGAUUUUGAAGAUGGAGAAGACGAAGAGGAAGACGAGGUUGAUAUUUUUGGAGAAGAUGGCAUGGAAACUUUCAACCGACGUAAAAACUCAAGGAAUCGAAAAGACAAAUUCAGGCGCAGGAGACGAAAGUUGAAGAAGAAGGUCCAUGGUUGUCAGUCAUCUUAUAUGAACUGUUUUACACAUGACGACAAGCACUGGAAGACACCACCAUACUGGAACGAUGGCCCAUUCUGUUUUUGCCCUAACUCUGGUAACUGUACCUAUUGGUGUAUAAGGACCAUCAAUGAGACCCACAACUUCCUCUACUGUGAAUUCAUUACCAAAUUCAUCAGCUUUUACAACAUGACCGAAGACCCUCAUCAGCUGCGGAACGCCGUCCAUGAUCUGAACUACGGAGUUUUACAACAACUUCACGAACAGCUAAAUGAACUGCGAGUGUGUAAGGGAGCGAAACAAUGCAGUCAUCGAAGCAGGGAGAAAAAUGGUAAAGGAAAGCACCAUAGGCACCACAAUCGACAUGAGAAAGGAAGUCUUCAUGGACGGUCAUUUUCAAGAUCAGAGUACAAUGGACGAUGGCAUCGCUCUGACUCAGGAAUAUGGUCUGAAAGCUUCUCAGACCACAAAAGAGCUCUUCGGAACUUUGGGAGAUAAUUCUUACAGUGAUCGUCUAGUGAUAUUAGUAACAAGCUACUUUCACUGUGUUGUUCGACAUGAACUCUGUGUUGUGUGAACAGCUGCCGAACAUGGGUCUGUGUUCACGAUAUCGUUACUGAAUCUUGAACAAGCUUGGAUUCCACCGAUUUGUCUCGCCCAUCAAGAAGUGCAUUUUUAAUUCAGUUAAAUUUUGCUUUUUAAUUCUUUUCUUUUUUUUUUCUCUAGGUGGGGCUGUUUUUACAGACACAAAGCAUUGCAGACUUUUGUUAGCUUCAUAUUUGUUAAAUGAACAAAUAAUUGUUAUUUGUGAUGAAUUAUUAAAUGUGGACAGAAUUUUGUUUUCAUGGCAUAAUAUUUUACUUGAGACACAAAGAACAAGAGAGCCAAGAAGUCAUUUGCAUAUUUAUAAAUUCUGAAAGACUUGAUGUUUAAUUGUUUGAAAUUUUAAUAUUGUGAAACAUUCAUGAUUUCGUUUUU